Messenger RNA from Rhizophagus irregularis DAOM 181602=DAOM 197198, 1280 nucleotides. RefSeq lists its product as uncharacterized. NCBI's taxonomy places the organism in Eukaryota, Fungi, Glomeromycota, Glomeromycetes, Glomerales, Glomeraceae. The record is from RefSeq and is a predicted model, not a curated record.
GAAAAUAAAGACAAUAAUAGUGUUAAUAAUAAUAAUUAUUAUAACCAACAACAACAGCAAACAUCAUUAAAUGCUAUGGCAUCAUCCGGUGAUUCAAUGUCAAUGACAAGUUCUUUUAGUCAUUCUCAUUUAGAAACAGAUACAACUUAUUCUCAUGAUCUUCUAACAGGUGGAAUAAGUCGAACUUCAUCUCCCGCUCCAUAUCAAUUACAAGAAAAUGAUACAUCAUCACGUCAAGUUCAAUUCCCAAUAGCGGAAAAUAACAUUAAUAAAUCUUCCCCUCAACAACAAGAACUUUCACAGACAGUAUACAAACCUCCAACUGAACCUCCACCUUCAGUUCCUCCUUAUUUGUCUCCACCUCUAACUAAUUAUGAACCACCAAAAUAUACUCCUUCAGCUGAUCAAUUCCGUUCCAAAAAUAAUUCGGACAUUAUACUUGAAGCUGGUAUUUCAAAUUAUAAUAGCAAUAUUGCUGAGGAAAUAAAAGCAUCUUUACAAUCUGAUCAAUCAAUUAGGAAGGCCUUUGUGAGAAAAGUAUACCUUCUUCUUACAUUUCAAUUGCUACUUACAAUAACGCUAACCGUAUUCUUUAUGUAUUGUGAGCCAGUGAAAAGAUUUGUUGCUGAAUAUCAGUGGUUAUUCUUUGUAUCAUGGAUUAUGACAUUUGUUUCAUUAUUAGUCUUAUUUUGGCAACGAAAGAGAAGUCCUUUAAAUUUAUUUUUAUUAUUAUUAUUCACUAUAUUUAUGUCAUAUGGUAUCGGUACAGUAGUGUCUAUGUAUUCAUCCAAAGUUGUAUUGCAAGCAUUCUUAAUAACAUUGGGAGUAUUUAUAGCAUUGGAAGUAUUCACAUUUCAGUCAAAAUAUGAUUUUUCAUCGUGGGGUCCAUUUUUAUAUGUUGCAUUAUGGAUUGUAAUAUUUGCUUCAGUAAUUGGAUGGUUAUUUCCUUACGAUAAAGGAUAUCAUAUUGCUAUAAGUGUUUUUAGUGCCUUGUUAUUUAGUGCUUAUAUCAUUUAUGAUACCUAUAUGAUAUUAAAGAGAGUCAGUCCUGAGGAAUAUAUAUUAGCAACUGUAGAUUUAUAUCUUGAUGUAGUUAAUUUAUUUGUGGCAAUUGUAGCAAUUAUAGGUGGAGGUGAUCGAUAGCAUUAAUUGAUUCGUAUUUGUUUUUGUUUUUUUGUGCAUGGGUAGAAAAUCUAUUUAUAUUUUGUACCUUUUAUGCACCAUUACCUAUUUUUAAUUUCUCAAUUCAUUUUUAUUCGAUUUUUUUCUUUUUUUUUUUU